CUUCAGAGGAGACAGCAUCCUUACAGUCAGCUGAUUGACUCCACCAGACACACAUACAACUGUGACCAUGACGUCACUUAGUAUGAAGACUAUUUUGUUAAUCGUGUCCCUCAUGGCCACAACCCUGGGCCACCCUUUCCCUGAUUCUGGCCAUGGUGGGGGACACAGUCAUAGUUCCGGACAUGGGGUUACUUCUGGACAUGGCCAAGCUGUUGCAUUUAGUCAUAGUUCUGGACAUGGUGGUGGAUCUGGCCACAGUGUUGGUAAUAGCCAUGGUGGUAGCAUUGGCCAUGGUGUUGGUAUUGGCCAUAGUGGUAGUAUUGGCCAUGCUGGUGGUAUUGGCCAUGGUGGUGGAUCUGGCCACAGUGUUAGUAAUAGCCAUGGUGGUAGCAUUGGCCAUGGUGGUGGAUCUGGCCACAGUGUUGGUAUUGGCCAUAGUGGUAGUAUUGACCAUGCUGGUGGUAUUGGCCAUGGUGGUGGAUCUGGCCAUGGUGAUGGAUACAGUUAUAGUGUUGGAUAUGGCUAUGGCAGCGGAUCUGGCCAUGGUGGUGGAUACGGUUAUGAUGGUGGAUAUGGCCAUGGUGGUGGCCGUGGCCAUGGUGGUGGCAAUGGUCAUGGUGGUGGCCAUGGAGGUGGAUCUGGACAUGGUGGUGACUACGGCUAUGGUGGUGGAUAUGGCCAUGGUGGUGGAUAUGGUUAUGGUGGUGGAUAUGGUUAUGGUGGUGGAUAUGGCCUUAGUGGAGGAUAUGGCUAUGGCAGCGGAUAUGGCCAUGAUGGUGGAUAUGGCCAAGGUGGUGGAUAUGGCCAAGGUGGUGGAUAUGGCUAUGGCAGCGGAUCUGGCCAUGAUGGUGGAUAUGGCCAAGGUGGUGGAUAUGGCCAAGGUGGUGGAUAUGGCUAUGGCAGCGGAUAUGGCCAAGGUGGUGGAUAUGGCCAAGGUGGUGGAUAUGGCUAUGGCAGCGGAUCUGGCCAUAGCGGUGGAUAUGGACAUGGCGGUGGAUCUUCUUGUGGAUUUGCCUGUGGAAGUGGAAUAAGUAUUGGUGGAUUCGGUGGCAGUGGAUUUGACGGAGUUGGAUUUGGUGGUAGCGGAUUCGGCAUCGGAUUUGGUGGAUUCGGUCGCUAUGGUAGAGCAGCCCAAGAUGGCAAGAAGACGCAGAAAGUGUCAUCGUAAAGUGCUGCCAAUGAGUAAAUCGGGAACUAAAUACAAAAAUAAAUAUAUUUCGUAUACUAAAUAAAAAAUA
Messenger RNA from Homarus americanus (American lobster), 1238 nucleotides. Its product is annotated as glycine-rich protein DOT1-like. Bases 68 to 1168 code for a protein of 366 amino acids. NCBI's taxonomy places the organism in Eukaryota, Metazoa, Arthropoda, Malacostraca, Decapoda, Nephropidae. The record is from RefSeq and is a predicted model, not a curated record. The transcript is spliced from 3 exons.